Messenger RNA from Daldinia caldariorum, 5435 nucleotides. RefSeq lists its product as uncharacterized. NCBI's taxonomy places the organism in Eukaryota, Fungi, Ascomycota, Sordariomycetes, Xylariales, Hypoxylaceae. The transcript has a single exon. The record is from RefSeq and is a predicted model, not a curated record. Gene Ontology annotation, molecular function: protein binding. Bases 104 to 5026 code for a protein of 1640 amino acids.
UUCUACCGCAUCGAAUAUACCAUAAACAGGUACCUACCUGGGUAGUCUUAUUCUUCCUCACUAGGAAGAGAUUAUUCGCUCUCAACUUUCACUGAGUUUGAAGAUGGCAAAUCUUCCCGAAGGAUGGGAGGCUGAUUACGACGGUAGUCGGUGGUUCUAUCGCUAUAAGACUACCGGCCUCACGCAAUACCAUUUCCCGCGGCCGGGCGACGAGUUUCCCGAAUUAGUAGGCAUAGGUUUUGGGCCACUCGACCUGACUCCAAAGAAUGGGCUCGGUGACGAAUAUCAAGGCGCGCUGAAAAACGCUGUUAGCGAGACCAGUAAUGUCAGAAAGACGAACCUAACCGACGGGAAUGAUCAUAUGGGGGCUACGGGCUAUUUUGAUCCAGAUAACUUUAUGUAUUUUGGGCUUAACGAUAUAAGCCCGGCAGGUAAUGAGAGUAAUACUACAACCGACAUAACCACAGAGUCAACAUCACCCAUGGCGGAACUUGGAUCUACCCAAGUACGGUCGCCCGUAGGAUUUAUUUCUGAGCUGGCCAGCAGUGACACAGCAAAAUGCGCAGAGGAGUUAGCUCCCAUUGAACUAGAUGCUACGCAGAUUUCCCAAACGCCUUCAAAAUCCAACGUCCACCGUAAUGGCAUCGCGGAAUUGUCGACCGAGAAAAGCCCAAGGAAAGAGAAGGUGCCAGUACAACAUCCAGUACAGACUAUGGAACCAGUUGAUGAAUAUCCCCUAGUUUCAGCUUCAUUUGCCUAUCCGCCACUGAAGAAAGUUGCCAAACCUGCAGAUGACAUCAAUACGGAACCCCCUCAGGUAGAACAGAAAGUCAUCGCCUCCCAAAGGCCAGUGGCUACUUAUCUAGAGAAUAACGAAAAUGAGACGUGGAAACCAACGAGUAGAAUUGCCAACGAAGAAGCGAGGAAUCCUAAUAGAAACUCUAUCACGCUGUCGGGUAUACCGGUCCUUCAAUCUCAAAACACAGAGCUUGGUCCUAUUGACCAGAAGCGACAUUCGCUAUCGCGGCCUGUUGAAUCCCCAGGGGAGAUUUCUGAUCACCCCGGUAUUCAAAAGCCAUCAGAUCCUAGGCUUUCGACUACUACAUCUACAUCUCCCUCAGAAGUUGAGCCAUCGCCCAUUCCAACUGUCCUGCGGCCUGAUCAUGACUUGCAUGGCACUUCGGGAAACCAGCGGCCAACAAAGUCGCAUACAGACAUGGCUCGUCCAGGUACUCAUCGGGUCAACACGCUACCGAACCCGCCCUCGUCUUAUACACCAUCUCUGCUAAAAAUAGGCGGGCCCGGAAUACAAGUUUCCCAGGAAAUAUCAGCCGCAACAGGGUCUACCGCUGAGCAAAGCAAGCUUCACAACCCUGUUACAGCCAGCCCUGUCCCAAACGGCCAAGGUGCCUCUACCCAGAAGCCACACCAACCUCUAGAGCAUUCUCAUUCUGCUGUGGAUGAGCCGAUUCCUGUAGUUGCUCCGAUUUCUACAUCUAGGCCCCAGAAGCCAGCAAGCCCGGACUGGAUGCUGAAUACUAGUUUCCAGGGAUCAAUACCAAGCUCACCUGCCCCCCAGAACAAACCACAGUCUCAACCAGUAGUUUCACAGAGCUCCGGGAAUGCUAGCGCUACAAUGGGCUUAGCCAGUAUUCCAGUACGGCCUCAUCCUGCAUCCCAACAGGGACGUCCACCCUCAAUAGGAUCACCGGGGCCUAAUUCUACAGCACAAGUCCCGGCUCCUUCUACAGUACCUCAAGGAUCUCCUUUGAAGCCAUCUGGACAACCCAUCCAAACACACAACUACCAUAAACCUUCAAUAUCAGUGUCAUCGCAGAACUCUCCUCAGGUCUCUCAGGGCUCAUCGACGACACAUAUGUCUUCAUCUAACACGCAAGCGCAGGGCCAGGUCGUUAUAAAUAACACAUAUAAUUCGCAGACACCUAUUCAAAGACCUAAUCAUGGUACGCCAGCUACAAUUCAGUCCCUCGUUGGUCCUUCGGCAAGUUUCUCGAAUCAACCGGCGACUGUACAUGCCAUCUCAUCUAAUCCGCAGAGACCACCAUCAAGUUCACCCUCUAGCCCAAGGCCCCAAAAUAACCAACAAGCACCAGCACCGCACACCAUGAACCAACAGCCGAACCAGAAUACGGCGAUGGGAAUAGCUAUAGGGCAACACAAACCACAGUCACCAUCUCCUAUAGCCAAUCCCGUCUCUCCGUUACAGAGCCAGGUUUCGUCACCAGCUCCUUCGAUUGCCUCCCUUAACCGACCGCCAUCCUCUGCAUCGUCGCAUACUUAUGGCAGUGCGCAAAGUGUCGCGGCUCAAAAUCGACCGCCUAAUACUUCUACGCCUCAUCAGUAUACCCAUCAGAAUACUUAUCAAAAUACGGCUCAGGUUAUAAGACCAACGAUGGCGCAAACAUCUCAAAGUCAAGUGAAUCAACAAGCCACAAUUCAACAGGUUACGAACCAACAGGUUAUUCAGUCACCUAGCCCUUCGACUACGGGAGGCUCGAAACCAUUUCCCAUGCUUCCAGGGCAGGUGACUCCACUGCCUUCUCAAAUGGGAUCGCCCCCUACUUUCAUACCGAACAAUUCAGCGCCUGCUACAACAGCACCAGCUCAUCAUGGCCAGGGGCAGACGGCAUUAGGGUACCCUACCCAGCAGCAAGCUGGACCCCAACAGAUAGUACAAGCAACAGUACAAAGGCCCCCUCAGCCGCAAUUGAUGAAUGGGAAUCAUUCGCAGCUUUCCGGAAGCCCAAUACCUGGCCAACCGACCCAAAUGAUAUUGCAGCAUGGACAACCUCGGCCAACUAUACAGGGGGCACCGGGCCAGCAACCUGCAAACGGUCAAAAUAUCCCAACCUAUAUUCCACAAAGCCCUGAUAGUAUUAACCAAAUAUCGAACGGACAGAAUGGACAAGUUGUUGCUAACAUGACACAUGGAGCCCAUGCUCAGUCACCGGCGUCUUAUGGGGUCCAAUCCCCAAUUUCACAGCAAUUUUCCGGACAGUCGCCGAUCCAGGGGCAGCAACAACAAACCCAAACUCCUGGGCUUUAUUCUAAUUUCCCACAAAUAUCCGGCCAGAGUAAACCGUUCACCUCAGCCCAAGCGGCCGCUGCACUGUCUGACGCAGGUAAGAAGAUGAAAAAAUGGGCUAAGAAGACCUGGCAGAAUCCUGCUUUAAAGCAGUCUUCGGCGGCAAUAGGAGGCGCAAUAAUCGCGGAAUCAAUGGGCAUGAACGGGACAACUGGCGCUGCUCUUGGGAACAAUAUAUACAGUAACUAUCAAGGCCAACCCCAGGGUCAGCUUCAAGGCGGCCAACAACAGCGGCCUCCAAGUUUACAGCACGCUUAUACUGCGCCACCCCAGACACAAACCGUCCAAGGUGCGAACAUUGCAUCUCCGCAGAUGCAGGCCAUGAAUCGACCUCCGCUACAACAGGGCUCACAACCUGUUGGCGUUCAGACGCCGGGCCGGCCACCUAUGGUCCAGAAUCCUGGCUUACCAGGAACUCUGAUGAAUUAUAAUGCUGCGCAACCAAACAUGACGAACCAACAAACCUCUUAUCAGAUCCCACGACCUCCAGUCGGACGACCACAACUCUCGCAAAUGCAGCAACGACCGCAAAUUCAGCAGCAGAUGCAACAACCCGCCGCUUUCGGUCAACCGGCAUACCAAACACUUCCUAACCAGCCAGUAUUCCAGGGACCUCCAGGUCAACCUCUCUACCAAGUCCACCCUAAUCAGAUAAUGCCCCUUAAUCAGCCUGGGUAUCAAGCACCAGGGACUGCAGAUGCUUAUGUAGCGAUAGGCGCUACCAUCGGAGGCGCUUUAACCGCCCUGUCAGGAAGUAAAAACAACGGGCCGGCUCCCGUGGCUCAGCAGCAUCAAGCAGCACCUACUGAACAGCAGCAUUAUUCCCAACAACCCGAGCCCCAGCCCCAGCAUGAGCCGCAGCAUCAAACCUAUUCCGAGCAGCAACACGGGGGGCAGUCAGAACAGCAUCACACAGGACAGUCCGAGCAGUACCACGGGGGUGAAGGACACACUGAGCAGCAGCAGCAGCAUACGAACCAACCAGAGCCGCACCACGAAUCCUACUCCGGUCAACAUCAAGAAACUUAUACCGAAACGCAUCAGCAAGCCCACGCCGAGCAAAGCUACACAAGCCACAACGAACAGCCAAACGCGGAAUACCCCCCCGAAGACCAGCCGACGUAUUCCGCGCCGGGCCCCGCGCAAUCGCAGCCGGCUCCGGCUCCGUCGGAACCGUACUUCGCGCCGCAGCCGGAAACCGCGAUGAUGAUCAACAACACGGUGAUCAACAACAUCGAGAACAACACGGCGAUAGCCGAGUCGACGCAGACGAACGCGAAUUACGUCGACGACAGCAACUACAUCAACAACAGCAACAGCAUUAGCAAUAGCAAUGUCGAUAGUAAUAGCAACACGACGCAAGUAGUAGUAGUAGACACGACCCAAAUGAAUAUGAACUACGCGGAUAAUUCGCAUGUGGACAACACAUCCGCGAGCGCAGCAAACUACACGACGAGCGCGCAACCGCCCGCGUUCGCGGCGGCCGUGGACACGGAUCCGACGGUCAAUGCCGAUAACACGGCGCAAGCCGGCGUGUUUUCCGAGGCGACAACGUAUGUGGAUUUUUCCAACAUGAACAUGGACAUGGGGGCGAAUCCGGAUAUGAAUGCGUUCGCGGACAACCCCACCAUAACCACGACGACGAUGUAUGCGGAUACAUCAUCAUAUGCGGUGGAUGCAAAUUACAUGGACGCGAACGCGAACGCGACGUACAUCGAUAGCACGGCGGUCGUCGAUGUGAGCAUGAACAUGAACGUGAACGUCGACAUGAUGAGCCAGACGGGGUACGUGGACGACAUGUCGAUGAUGACGACGGCGGCAACGAUGGAAGGGAGCGUGAGCGUCGAUGCGAGCGCGAGUUAUAUGGAGGUUGGCGCGGUGGACUAUUCCGGUGGGGAUUGGGGUGGUGGUGAGUGGUGAGGAUGAUGAUCGAGAAAAAGAGUUUUCGUUCUUUUCGAGUUUACUUAUCGGUACUGGUCAUGAGGAUUGGACUGGAUUGGAUGUUUAAAGGUGUUGCGUUGGUGGAUUUACAUACCUGGCCUGGGUACCUAACAUAUAUCAUAUUUCGAAGUACAUUUAUCGGGAGGAGAGAUAAGUACAUCAGGGAUUACUGUUGCAUUAUCUGACAUGAAGUACAGAGUCGGAAUAUAAUGGGAUCAUGAGAUAGGAUAUAUUGCAUUUCCGCGUCGCAUAUUAUAGUCCGUUAUUUAGAAUCGUAUGCUACUCCUAAAUUAUUCUUAGGAUUUGACAUAACGAAAAGCAUUGUAUGGUCAACUAGUCGUCCUAAUCUUGAUCUGAUUCUACGCUCGUAUUCCAUAGGAAAAAAAAG